AGCCUUCGACACCAAGACUAUUCAGUAUCCAUCUUCUGAUAUAGUUCACUCAUCAACGUUGAUUUCUCUCUACUCUUUACGCUUCUCUGUUGCAUUUCUUUGAUACCCAUUUGUAACAAAAAGAGAGCUUCUCUGGUUUUGUUUCAAUCUUUCAAGUUCUUCUCUCCAGUAACAAAAAACAUGGGAGUUCAGGGUACUUUGGAAUAUCUUUCUGAUUUACUAAGCAGUGUAAAAAGGAAGAAGAAGAUGAAGCGAACGCAGACAGUAGCACUUAAAAUAAGGAUGGAUUGUGAAGGCUGUGUGCGGAAGGUCAAGCGUGUACUCUCUUCUGUAAAAGGAGCCAAAUCCGUGGAGGUGGACUUGAAACAACAGAAGGCCACUGUAACCGGAUACGUUGACCCGAAGAAAGUGUUGGCAGCUGCUAAGUCGACUAAGAAGAAGGUGGAGAUAUGGCCGUACGUCCCCUACACUCUGGUGGCAAAUCCUUAUAUUUCUCAGGCUUAUGACAAGAAAGCUCCUGCUAAUCACGUGAGGGCCGUUCCAGCCACCGCCACCAUCACCGAGACCACGGUGAACGACACUUACAUCACCAUGUUCAGCGAUGAAAACCCUAAUGCUUGUUCAAUAAUGUGAAUAUACAAUACAUAUAUAUGUACACGCACACACACACACAUGUAUUUGCACCUAAAAAUCAAUAAAAUCUCUAGUAAUUGUGAGCAAA
Molecule: messenger RNA, 721 nt
Organism: Mangifera indica (mango)
Lineage: Eukaryota; Viridiplantae; Streptophyta; Magnoliopsida; Sapindales; Anacardiaceae
Product: heavy metal-associated isoprenylated plant protein 24-like
Exons: 2
Coding region: 181-633 (150 amino acids)
Molecular function (GO): metal ion binding
Source: RefSeq, a predicted model, not a curated record